This is a messenger RNA of Nezara viridula (southern green stink bug), 5801 nucleotides long. The record is from the annotation of a GenBank genome assembly. Lineage: Eukaryota; Metazoa; Arthropoda; Insecta; Hemiptera; Pentatomidae.
CCCUUGUAAAACCUCAAACACUUAUCACUGUGCCGAAGGUUAUCUGCUUUAGUGUUUUGUAGGUCUUUUAGCUGUGAUCUUGGAAUGACUGUUCAAUUGCUUAUAGAUCCUUCAUAAACCAAUGACAUUCCAUGUAUAAAAUAAAUGGAACAUUUGAAGGAUAAGAUUGUCCUUACCCAGGGAUAAUUAGUCGGGUCAGAUCUUAAAAUGACUCACUUCAAUGCUGAAAAUAAACUUUCAAAUUCUAAAGUGGUUAUGACAAGUCUGAUAGCAGGAGCUGUUGCCGGAGCAUUAGCUAAAACUACAAUUGCUCCUUUGGAUAGAACUAAAAUUAAUUUCCAGGUUGCAAAAAAAAGGUAUUCUACAAAAGCAGCAUUUAAGUUUGUGAUAAAGUCGUAUCAGCAAGAAGGUUUUUUUGCAUUAUGGCGCGGGAAUUCUGCUACUAUGGCUCGUAUAAUGCCUUAUGCAGCAGUUCAGUUCACUUCACAUGAACAAUGGAAAAGAAUCCUUCAUGUUGAUACUGGAGUAGCCAAAAAAUAUGAAAAGCAAAGGAGGUUUUUGGCAGGAUCUUUGGCAGGUAUAACGUCCCAAAGCCUAACUUACCCACUAGAUCUGGCCAGGGCUAGAAUGGCGGUAACGCAAAAGCAGACAUACAACUCCAUCUCUGAGGUAUUUGCGAAAACCUGGAGAACCGAAGGACCACUUGCUCUUUAUAGAGGAUAUACACCAACCAUUUUGGGAGUGAUACCUUAUGCUGGAGUCAGCUUUUUCACCUAUGGAACUCUUCAGAACUGGAUAUUAGCUGAAUACGGUUCUACAAAUGCGCUAACGAAUUUAUUUUGUGGAGCCGUUGCUGGGAUGUUGGGCCAAACUAGUUCCUAUCCACUGGACAUUGUGAGAAGAAGAAUGCAGACCUCAAAUGUCACUGGUGGUCAUUACCGAACUAUUAUUGGCACACUCCGCAGUGUUCUUAGAGAAGAAGGUUUUCAUGGCAUAUUCAAAGGGCUCAGCAUGAACUGGGUCAAAGGCCCUAUUGCUGUUGGGAUAAGUUUUGCCACUUAUGAUCACAUCAGGGAUAGCCUUAGGUCACUCCUCAAGUCCUGACCAUACAAUAUCUGCUGAUUCUAUCCCUAUGCAAUUUGCUCUUAAUAAUUCUGCAACCCUUUUAUUUUUUAGUUUUAAUUUUCCGUCCCUUGUUAAAGUAUUCGGUGUUUUAUACAUCUAUGUGAACUUGGAUACUAUCCAAUUUUAGCUGUUACAAUUUUAUGAAAUGUUUUUAUUUGUUGUAUAUUUUCAAAAUCAAUAUAGUUUCAAGUGAAUUUUAUACAAUGUGAUUGUAUAGAUAUAUUGAUCAAGAUAAUAAGUGUUUUAGUAAUGUGUGGUAGAAUCGUUGGUACACCAUGUCUUGGUUUGGAACAUGCUCUCUAUUUUUGUUUUAACUACUAUUUCAAUGGACAGGUACAUUUUCAGUUCUCACUAGCAAUAUUAAGAACUUUAUUAAAUACUCAGGCCUGUUAAUAUAUAGCUUGAUAUCUAGUCAUAAAAUAUAACUGUGUGGCACAGACUCACAGCUGUUAUUCAAUUAUCUAUGUGUAUGUAGUAUAAUUUGUUUGGCACACAGUAUUGUUAAUUAUUCCAACAACAUUAAGUUAUAUCUGUUGUAAUUGUAAAUAUUUUAUCUCACUGAACAUUGUUUUAUUUUUUUAAAUUUUAUUUUAAUGGAGUCAACAUUCAUGUGCAAUAUAAUUUUUAUUAAUGUUAGAGAUUGUAGAUGUAAAAUGUUAUGCAAUACAAGUCAGAGAGAUGAAAUUAAAGACUCUAAUUCGUGCUUCCAUAACUAAUUAUAUAUUUUCAUAAAUGAUGAAUGUAUAUUUGAUUUUUAAAGUUGGAAAUAUUUAUAAAAUGUUAUGUAUAUAUGUAUUAAUAUAUUUAUUGCUGUUUGUAAAAUUAAAUAAUAUUUUUAGAGAUUAUUUAUUUUUAUUUUAAACUAAUUUUUAUUAAUUCAAAAUAAUUUAUAUGAAUCAAUAUUUGACUGGUUAAUUAUUUAUUUUAUAUUAAAAUUUUACUUUAACAGAUUAAAGUAUGAGCACAAGUAAAAUAAUAAAUACAGCCUCAUGUGUUCAAAGCAAUGUAAUAAUGAAAAAAUUAACAACGAACAUUACUUUUAAUUCCUAAACUAUCUUGAAGAAGGCAGUAUUAUGCUCAUUAGGUAAGAGAAAUGUUUAAGAUGUCCCAUAAACAUAUAUUACAGAAUCCCUCGAUUUCAAAACAAGUAUGUCACGAGGCACUUGAGUCAUGUUUUCUAUCAUGGUAUGUCAGCAUUACAUUGCAUUACAGGUGUCAAAAUUUAAAAUUCUUGGUUUUCAUUUCAGAUAAUUAUUUAUACAGGUAUAUGGGAAUGAAUAAAAACAGAAAAUUAGAUUUAUAGUUUGUCUAUUUGAAGCAUGUACAGUAAAAUGAAUUGCUUUAUAUGGCUGUAAAUACAUUCCAUAAAACCUGAGAUUGAAAAUUGAAAAUAAUGUAAUAGUAGGUUGCUUUAAACACUACCCACAAACUGUCUGACAACAAACUAUUUUCUGUCGAGCUUAUGCUAAUACUGAGUAGAAUUUAACGUCUAUAAACAGUUUUUUUUUUAAUAACUAUUUUAUACAUUUAACAAACAAUAAAAAUCAACAACUAGAGAGAAUCAAAAGACAAAAUUUGUGAUUUGCUUUUGCCCCUACCACAAAUGGGCUGUUCAUUUACAUAUAUAUAUUUUAAACCUUCUUUUCUUUACAAAAAUCUACAUUUUAAUCUAAGAAAUAGCAAGAUUGUAAUAAAAAUAUAAUAUUGGGCUAAUUUACAUCCUUACAUGAUAUACGAUAUACAAUUAUAAUUUUCAUUUUUUAAAAAUUUAAUUUUACAAAUAAAUCUUCAUAAGAAUUAUUUUAUAUGUAAUGGAUAUUUGUUUUUCAUUACAUCAAAGUUAUAAAUAAAAAAAAUUGUUGAGAGCAAACUAAUAUAUAAAAAUGAAACAAUCUUCACACUUAAUUCCUGUAUUCGUUUCAUUUCAAUAUGACGAGUUCUGAUAAAAUAAUUUCAGAUCUGGUACUUUUUAAUUUUUAAUGAAGGCAUUUAAUUAAAAAAAAGUUUAUAAAAUGGCUGUCCAGGAUAUAUCAAAUAGUUCGUAUGUAUUUUAAACUUAAAAAUUUUUUUUUGCUAAAUACAUGAACUCGUCAUAUAAGAGUUCUUUUUUAAUUUUUACCCUAAAAAAUGGGGAGAAACAUAAUUUUUUAAAUAUUUCUCUCUCAAUCACAGAUUUGUUAGAAAAAAGUUUUAGUGAACACUUUUUUUUUCAUAUUUUUUUAAUUUGUUUUUAUUUUUUUUUUUUACAUGAGUACCAAAUUUUUAUAUUCAAAAUUUGGCAAUUAUGUACAAAAUGGAAAACUUAUCGUAUACUGAUAGGGAGAUAGAGGUAUUUGGAUUAUUUACAAAAUAAUAACAUAUAUGUACAUACAAUACCACCAAUAAAUUAAUUACUGUGAACAAUUGCACAUUAUGCCUUUUAUACAUGUAUUCCAAUGAGUAUCAUUUCAAAGGUGACAAAUAAGAACUAAAAAAAAACAAAACAAUAAAAAGCGUAUUAUUACAGCACAAUAAGAGAGACUCUUCAGAAAAAUAAGACUAGCACUUAGUUUGAUUAUUUGUCCAAAAUGACAAAUUAAUAUGACACUAAUUAUAUAAUAUAUAAAAUCAGAGCAUUGUGUAUUAGAAAACUGGAUUCAUAGUCACAUUGUAGUUUUGAGUUCAGUAAAUGAAAAUUAUAAAGAUCUACACAGCCAUAAUAUAGUGCACAAUACCAAUAAGUUAUAUUAUGAGAUAACUCAAUAAGAAUUUGAACAAUAUACUUUUUUUUUUUUAAUCUAAUUUAGUUUAUUAACAUUAAUAAAAUUCUCAUAAGAUUCAGAAGAGAAGAAGAAGAAAAGGCAUUAGCAAUUCUUGUGGAAAUCCUGAAUUUACUAAAGGAAAUAGAGAGGUAGAAUAAGAGAAAAAAAAAGAAGUGAAAAAUGAGUCUUGAAGAACAUUUCUUAAGUUUCCUACUUAGAUUAAAUUUCAUACUUUUUUCAUUGAGGCCCAAUUAUUCUGAAGUAUUGAAAUACAAAGAAAAUUAAUUUAAAAAAAAACAUGUUUCACAAAAAUGAUUAUAAAUUUCAGUUUAGGUGCUUUAAUUUGAAUUCGACAUUCCAAAUUUUAAUAUCUAAAUAGAAGCAUCUAAGUGUGUAAUUAGAAAUCCAUCUGUUGGACAUAUUCAGAAAAUCUAGAGAUAAAUCACAGCUGGACAGCAGUUAUUAAUAACGCAACGGUAGGAUGCAAAAUAUUACAAAAAUCUAGAAAAUUCUUUAUUAGAAAUUUAUAGAUUAUGAAGGGCUGCGAAAUCUUUAUAAUGAACAUAUUAUCAUCAACUUGUUCUCAAAAUAUCUUAAAAUUAUGGUUAUUUUCUCUUAUUAAUAACAAAAAAUUAUUUCAAUUUCACAAAUCAACAAACCAAGUUAAAGUUAAAUUUUGUUUUCAGUCUUAUAAAUUUGCAAAUUUGACAUACUAUUCAAGAGACAUUUUACAAACAGUAUUUUACAAAUUAAUGCAAUCUCUGAACACUUCAUUUUUAUUGACACAAAACUAUUAGCCAAAUAUUUUAUAUUUUUUUGUUUUGUGUUAAACAGUUAGAUUUUCAUAUAUAGUUGAGAAAAAGAUGGGGUCUUGUCAAUGUUUAUAAUAGACAAUUUAAAUUAAAAAUAUAAUAUAAAUAUUCACAGAAUUUAAUCAAAGAAUGUUUUCAAAAACAUACUUAUGUUUAAGAUCUAACAUAAGUUAAACAAAUUAAAGUUGACAUAGUAUAGAAAUUUAAAUUCCUUUUAGCUUUGCAAAGCUCCUAAUGUGUUUGAACAAUUUAUUUAAUUUAUAAACAUAUAGUGCCAUUAAUAAUCAAACAAAAAUUAAUUGAAUUUACAUUAAUAGCAUACAACAAAUCUGCUAAUUGUCACUAUCAUGGCGGAUGGAGAUUUGAUGAUAAAAAAAAAAAACUAACAUUAGAUUUAGUUCUGCUUACUUAAUUUUUAACUAUUAGAAAGAUGACUGCAUAACCAUUUUUAUUGAUUUAUUUUUUUAGUAAUAUUACUUAUGUAUCUAAAUAAUUGGAUACAUAUAUAAAAAAUAAAACUAACAAUAAAAGUUGGACCAUCAUUUAUUAGCAUUUUAUGUUCAACAUAUCGGGAACUUUGAAGUUUGUUUAUUAUUUUUUUAUUGCCACCAACAACACCCCAUUAAUACUAAUUGUUUUACAUUGAACAGGUUUGUGAUGUAUUUUAUUUUUACUAUGUACCUAAUCCUUGGAAUAGAUAUUUAACACACUUGUAAUCCUGUUAAAUACACAUCUCCACAAUAUUACUGCACAACUGAUACACUCCUCUUGAGUCAAACUUAAUGGAAUCAGUUCAUGACUUCAAGUAGGGUGACUCAGGUUGACAGUCCCUGUUUGCCUUCUAAUGGCUCGAAAGACUUGGGCACUUUGUGCUCAACGAACGGUCAGUGUUCGGGCGCAGGUGUCGUCACAGGUGGGGGUGGCACAGGAGGAGGAGGAGGUGGUGUAGUGCUUGGCACCUUGGCAUCUUCGCUUAGGCAAGAUUCGGAUCCUUCUUCAGAGCUCUCUCCUCCACUGCUCAAGCACUUCUUAGUAACAGGGUUGGCAGGCUUUUCACCAGCUCCUGCUCCACCAUCAUGCUUCUUCCAUUUCGUCCUUCGAUUUUGAAACCAGAUUUUCACCU